AUGCAGCCAACUCGCGUUUUUGAGAGACAUCUAGUUUUCAAAGCAUACAGAAAACCUGGUUUCGUUAAAACAAGGCCGGGUGGCAGCCAGGAUGUACAGGCUCCCGAAACCCAGAGGCUGAAUAAGCUCCUGAAUGGAGGCCUAUACUAUAUGCAGGUCGUGGGAAAUGUCCGAGAACGAGACUUUGGCUCUGUGACAGCUUCUACUUCUUCGCCAUCAGAUGCUCUUGCCCGAGGUUCGGAUGAGGGCGGUGAGGGCACUCAGCAUGGUCAGGAAGCAUUGCCGCCGACGACGACAAGGAAUGGAGCUGCUGCCGCCGCCGCUGCCGCGAAAGGGGGCUAUAUAGCGGCGGAUCAGUCAUGGAGAUUGGAGUUCAAGGAUACCCCGGAGGCUGGGGCUAGAUUCGGUGUCACGACACGGUUUGUGGAGAAUUCGAACCUCCCUUCUGGGAAUAUCCUUCCUGAGAUGAAUGCUUGGGGAUUUAACUACGUCUCUGAAUACGUUGUCGAAGGCCAUAGAUUUAUCCUAGACGACAUAGUAUUAUUUCUGCAUCAUCAAAUGCUGCUGCUGGACACGAGCGGUGCAUAUAUUUUACAGGCCUCUAUUACAGUUCAGGACAGCGGGAAUCCAGACAUGUUGAAGGCGAAUUCUCAACGACUUUUGGGGUUGAAAGAGCAUUUGAAAUCUGUUGUGAAGCUGGAGCCUAAAGAUAGGCUUUCCCUUGAUACGAGGUCAUCAGCUAUCGAAUCCCAUAAAAUGAAGAGUGCCUAUGGACUGUGUAUCUUCCGUCUCUUCCUAAAUCGAAAGAGCCCCGAUGGCGGAGACAUCUCUCCACCUCCGCUCAAACGCAAAGCAAUAGGAACAGCGACCAUAAUUGACAACUCCUUAUCACAAAAGAAACCGGAGCAAGUCACAUGGAGGACUGUGAACAAUAGUUGCAUUAUCGGAAAAUACCACCAAGAGCAAGCUCUGGAGGCGGUUAAAUCUGGCAAGAAACGACGUAUUGCCGCCUUCGAUCUCGAUUCGACUCUGGUCGCAACUAAAUCCGGCAGACGAUUUCCAACAAACGAGCGUGAUUGGAAAUGGUGGAGUCCAAGUGUACCCGACAAGCUGAAGCAGCUGAACGAUGAAGGGUAUCUGGUUGUUGUUUUAUCGAAUCAGAAAGCCAUAAGCUUGAAAAAGGAUUUGAAAGGCGGCAGAGUAGAGUCAAAGAGCUUGUCUAUAUUUAAGCAAAAGGUUGCGGCGAUUAUGCAGACUUUGGAUAUGCCAUUUAGCGUUUACGCUGCCACAGCGAGCGACGAAUUUAGAAAGCCUCGUAUGGGGAUGUGGAGGGAGAUGCUCGAUGACCAUGACCUAAGUGUUGCCGGUUUAUUACAUCUUGAACAAUCUAUAUUUGUUGGAGAUGCAGCAGGACGCGAGGGUGACCAUUCCUGUGUGGAUCGAGAUUUCGCAGCGAAUGUCGGAGUUCCGUUUGAGACACCUGAAGAAUUUUUCCUCGAUGAGGCUCCAAAGCCUAUUUUGAGAACGUUCGACCCAAAAGCAUACAUUGUUGACUCAUCGGCAGACGAACCAACUAUCACUUUCUCAAAAAAGAGCGAUGUCGAACUUGUCAUAUUUUGCGGGAGCCCGGGAUCGGGAAAGUCCACCUUCUACUGGAGAUAUCUAGAGCCCCUUGGUUAUGAGAGAGUGAAUCAGGACAUAUUGAAGAGUCUGCAAAAGAAUAUUUACAAGCUGGAAAGUCUGUGGCAGUCGUCGCCAUCUAAUCUCUUGCCCGAUGUACAGGAAUCGAUAAAUCCCGAGUCGCGCUCCUCCCUACCUGGAAUAGCGUUCGGUGAUUUCCAGCGCCGAUUCCAAGUACCGGUGCUCUCCGAAGGAUUUCAGGAUAUCACGCAUGUCGAAUUCAAAUUCCAAGGAACACCUGCUACGAAGGAGGUUUGGGGCCAGUAUUGGGUCUAA
Messenger RNA from Histoplasma mississippiense, 1956 nucleotides. RefSeq lists its product as hypothetical. The record is from RefSeq and is a predicted model, not a curated record. Gene Ontology annotation, biological process: regulation of transcription by RNA polymerase II; DNA repair. NCBI's taxonomy places the organism in Eukaryota, Fungi, Ascomycota, Eurotiomycetes, Onygenales, Ajellomycetaceae. Bases 1 to 1956 code for a protein of 651 amino acids. Gene Ontology annotation, cellular component: mediator complex. Gene Ontology annotation, molecular function: ATP-dependent polydeoxyribonucleotide 5'-hydroxyl-kinase activity; transcription coregulator activity; double-stranded DNA binding. The transcript has 13 exons.